GAUGAAUUAGUGUUGUGAUCACACAGUAUCCGACCGCACCAUGUCUGCUGAAUGGAGGACGAGAUGUGAGGCUGAGUGGACUCUGCACGGCGCCCCGAUGCCCGACAGCCUGGACUGGAAGUGCGUCUACGAAGCAAAGCCGUUCGGGAGAAAUUUACUGAAGAACCCUGCGCCUCACGGCCUGAGUAAGGACACCCCUCCACCUGAACCUGAGCUGCCUGAAGUGCCAACACGUGGACCUCCACGUUUUCAACCUGAUGGUGACUUCAGUGGCUGGACCACGAGCGUAGAGGUUCUCCCCUAUGACACGACUGGCAUCCCAGCCGGUGCUGUGAUCUGUGAAUUGCCUCAAUACAGCUGGUUCUCCAUGGAGCAGGUCGUGGACCUGAAGGCAGAGGGACUGUGGGAAAAGCUGCUGGAUGAAUUUCAGCCUGAAAUAGUCAUCCAAGACUGGUAUGAGGAGAGUCAGGUACAUGAAUCCAUCUACCAGCUGCAUGUAAAGUUACUGGCUGCGGACAAAAGCACGGUGAUCUCCGAGCACACUGUCAGCCCCACUGAGGACCUCAGCACUUACUCACACACCUGGAAAGAGGUGGCACAUGUGUUCUCCGGCUACGGACCUGGGGUGAGAUACGUCCACUUCCUGCACCGCCUGAAGAACAAGUUCAUGAUGGAAUUCUACCCCACACUGUUCACUGGCAGCUCAGUGAUUGUCAGACCAGUCAACACCAGCUCCUAGGAUAAAACCUACUGAAAACAAUGCAGCCAUAACUGCUAGCACUAUCAGUCUAGAUAACCUGAUCAACAAAUAAUUCCUUUUAUACUCUUUUUAGCUUUGAUUUGAAUGCACUUUCUUUACUUUACUUUCUUAUGCUGAUUUAAUGAUGAUUUAAGAGUGGUUUACAUUUUUUUAUGUUGUAUUUGCUAUGAGCGGGCAAAGAAUCCAGGUUCAUAGAGAUUAUAUACUGGUGUUUAAUUAUGCUAAUGUGCCUUUAACCAAAGUCUGACUCUGGAUGUCUUAAAUGUGCUAUAUAAAAAACUGUUUUCUUAA
Seriola dumerili (greater amberjack) is the source of this 1051-nucleotide messenger RNA. RefSeq names its product non-specific cytotoxic cell receptor protein 1 homolog (zebrafish) (gene nccrp1). Gene Ontology annotation, cellular component: cytoplasm; SCF ubiquitin ligase complex. The transcript is spliced from 6 exons. The record is from RefSeq and is a predicted model, not a curated record. Gene Ontology annotation, molecular function: ubiquitin protein ligase activity. The coding region runs from base 41 to 739 and encodes 232 amino acids. Gene Ontology annotation, biological process: glycoprotein catabolic process; SCF-dependent proteasomal ubiquitin-dependent protein catabolic process. NCBI's taxonomy places the organism in Eukaryota, Metazoa, Chordata, Actinopteri, Carangiformes, Carangidae.